Messenger RNA from Dictyostelium purpureum, 234 nucleotides. RefSeq lists its product as uncharacterized. The record is from RefSeq and is a predicted model, not a curated record. Lineage: Eukaryota; Evosea; Eumycetozoa; Dictyosteliales; Dictyosteliaceae. The transcript is spliced from 2 exons. The coding region runs from base 1 to 234 and encodes 77 amino acids.
AUGAAAUAUAACAAAAUUUACCUAUUACAUUUAAUUAUUUCUAUGGUCUUCUGCUAUUUAAUACCUUUUGCCUUUGCUAGUCUUAAUGAGGGUCCAACUAAUCCUGCUACUAUUUCCUCAACCACAACUCCUUUAAAUUGCACAGAAAUUAUUUGUGAAAAAAUAUCAAAAUGUUCUUUCCCACAUAUUAUUAUCAAAGAUCCAAGUAAUCCAUGUUGUUUAUUAUGCUUUUAA